AGUCUGGAGCCUGCUUUCUCUAUCCUUCUCUCAAUGCCUGGUGCUGGGACACUGGCAGAAUUGCAAGGGUGGUCCUGAGCUGAAGCAGGACUUAGAACUACAGCUGCUGCUGUCAUUGUCACCACGGUUUCAGCUCUGGGUGCACUCAGACCCCGUCCUUCUUUCCUUCUUCCAAGGGGCAGCUGUCUGGACCCUUGGCCAGGGUUGGUGAACUGUCUGCCAUCUCACAGUUCAGCCCUCUGUAUCUGCCACCGCAUGGAAGCUAGGAGCCGGGCUCCCAGAAGACAGCUGUGCCCACCUGGAAUCACUUGGCUAGCCCUGGCCUAUCUGCUCAGCUGCUUGCUUGCCUCCAGCAAGGCCAAGGUCUUCAGUCGCUGUGAGCUGGCCAAAGUGCUGAAUGACUUCGGUCUGGAUGGCUACCGUGGAUAUAACCUAGCUGACUGGGUCUGCCUUGCUUACUACACAAGUGGCUUCAAUACAGCUGCUGUGGACCACGAAGCUGAUGGAAGCACCAACAAUGGCAUCUUCCAGAUCAGCAGCCGGAAGUGGUGCAAGAAUCUCUCCCUGAAUGGCCCCAACAUUUGCCGACUCUACUGCAGUGAUUUGUUGAACAAUGAUCUCAAGGAUUCUGUCAUCUGUGUCAUGAAGAUAGUUCAAGAGCCCCAGGGUAUGGGCUACUGGGAGGCCUGGAGGCAUCACUGCCAGGGCAGGGACCUCACCGACUGGGUGGAUGGCUGUGACUUCUAGGACCUUCUCUGGAUGGACCAAGCCACACACAGCUGGCUGGGAAGUGUGGAUUUGUUCCUGAUGCAGGCUUGGGAAGACAAGCCAACUAAUAAAGUCUAAUUUUACAUAA
This is a messenger RNA of Peromyscus maniculatus bairdii (prairie deer mouse), 856 nucleotides long. RefSeq names its product sperm acrosome associated 3 (gene Spaca3). Lineage: Eukaryota; Metazoa; Chordata; Mammalia; Rodentia; Cricetidae. The record is from RefSeq and is a predicted model, not a curated record. Gene Ontology annotation, molecular function: lysozyme activity. Gene Ontology annotation, cellular component: sperm flagellum; acrosomal vesicle. Gene Ontology annotation, biological process: fusion of sperm to egg plasma membrane involved in single fertilization.